UCUCAACCUUUCCGUCGCCUUCUACUUUCAACUUUCUAGCCCCUACAAUAAGCCGAGCCAAACCUGUCAACUUUUUUUCCGACAGUUUUUUUUUUUCAAUCUCCCACAGCUAAACGUAUCUCCCGUCUAAAUCCACGAAACAUCUAAAUCAAAAUGGCCCGCUCUCGCUCCGCCGCUAGAUCUGCUCCCUCUCGCCCUACCGUUCCUGCGAGAGCGCCCGCACCCCAACAGACCCGACCCGCGGCGACGUACGCCCCCGCGCAACAACAGCAUGCUCCCGCACCCACGGCCAGCGCUCCCCAGGCCUCCCAGGGCCCCGGUCUCUUCGGCCAGAUGGCCAGCACCGCUGCCGGUGUCGCAGUAGGCUCGACAAUCGGCCACGCCAUCGGCGGUCUCUUCAGCGGCGGCAGCGACUCCGCGCCCGCCGAGGCGUCUCCCCAGGCGCAAGCCCAGCAGCAGCAGGGCCAGUGGGGCAACAACUGCCAGGGCGCGACCCAGUCCUUCACCAAGUGCAUGGACGAGCAGGGCGGCAACAUGCAGAUCUGCGGAUGGUACCUCGACCAGCUGAAGGCUUGCCAGGCUGCCGCUAGCCAGUACUAAGUGCCGAACUAUCCUGAGAUGAGAUGAAGAGAAUAGGAGAUGAGUGAAGAAAGGGUAGAACAGGAUGAGGAUGAAAUGGAUGGGUGAAUGAAUGGGCUGAAUGGGUUUAUUAGGCUUAGGACGAAGGGAAAAAAUAAAAAGAUACGCUUCUAGCUGGCGUGUAGUCUACGGCAUGUUCUUACAUCCCAUGGCACAAACAAAAUCAGCAUUAGGACGUCUUGCAUUGUACAGUUAUGUUCGACGGGCCGCUCUAGUAAAUACCUCACUCUGGGUUCUUCAGUAACAUAUAUCCAUUAAUCUUGCUCUUCGUGCCAUCAAUAUUCUCGCUUGAUA
This is a messenger RNA of Annulohypoxylon maeteangense, 933 nucleotides long. RefSeq lists its product as uncharacterized. The record is from RefSeq and is a predicted model, not a curated record. The coding region runs from base 154 to 600 and encodes 148 amino acids. Gene Ontology annotation, biological process: mitochondrion organization. NCBI's taxonomy places the organism in Eukaryota, Fungi, Ascomycota, Sordariomycetes, Xylariales, Hypoxylaceae. Gene Ontology annotation, cellular component: nucleus; mitochondrion. The transcript has 2 exons.